AUGCUUCAGCCAGGAAUGUCAGCCUCCCAAUCUACGCCAGUUGGUCCGCCAGGACGGGACUAUGCGGGGGAGCACAAGGCCCGCAAAGCCUGCAUCAACUGCCGACGGCAGAAGAUGAAAUGUGUCAUUGAACAUAAUGAGACUUGUCGUCGGUGUCGUCGUUCGGGCCUUCCCUGUGUGUUUGUGCCGCGUGCAAAUGCUGCUACUCUGCCGGAAAAUGUGAUGGCUUUGCAAGACAGCGAUUUCAAAAGAGACGUCUUGACUCGGCUACAGGCGAUUGAGGAAAGGAUUGGUCUCUCACAAACCGCCGAUCCUACAUCGGAAUGUACACAGGAGCCUGAAGGUGAGAAUGGGGGACGAGAUAUAUCGCCCGGGUCAGAAUCCGAUGGCCUGGGGACGUUAUGGGAGGCAGUGGCAGUCCUGCAAAGAAGUGCUCCCAGCAGAGUGCCACUGCUUGUCUGGCGCAGGGCGACUGUCAAAGAGCUUUGGUCGUCAUUCCACGAUCGAAUGCCGGGACUGCAUUUUAUGCCUCGUAAACAGAUCUUCUCUGCCCCUCAUCCCUUGCUUCUAGCUUCGAUCCUGUACUGCUCGAGUGUUCGAGGCCCACCAGAGGUCGCUGAUCUAGCCCUCGACUAUUUUACUGUACUCUGUAGUGCAAUCUCGCAGCUGUGCAUUCCUGGAAGUGAGAUCGGCAAGACGCCAGACGACACAGAGGAGUGGGCUUUUCAAACUGUCCUGGGAAUUAUUCUCGCUGGGCUGUUGACAGAGGCGACUGUUCGGGAGACGGGCAUCUGGAUCUCCAUAGCAUAUCGCCUUAUCCUCGAACACUGCCCAGCUCACAUUGACGACACGUCUCGCAAAUGGCGAAAGUUGUUCAGUGGCAUACAGAUCAUCGACCUGGAGCAUGCAUCUUUGCACCUAUCCUGCCCAGUCAUACCGAUCGAAUCGCCACUGCCGGCGUUACAAACCUCUCAGCGUGAUCAGCUGUAUCGAUUAUCUCGAAUGAUGCAUACGGGCCUCACUCAUUUCGCCGGCAGAGGAUUGCCCACCAUUUGGUCGUGCUUUACAAGUGGUGUCUCAACAGCGGUGAACCUGACGAGCAAUUUUACAGCAGUCGACACUGCGGUGAUUCGCGACUGGGCUCGCCAGCUGGACGAAUGGCUCGUUGAAUUCAGUCAGACAUCAGAAGGGUCAGACCUGGAUCUCAAGCUUGUCUUUCGACAAUACGUGCUACAUCGGCUGGUCGUUUUGUCAAUAUAUCAUCCAGUCAGAGGCUGCAAUCUAUGGUCAAACAGUAUCACUCCCAGAGAACAGCACGAACUACUGGUCUCGGCUCGGGCGACUCUAAAGCUGCACUCGCACGAUGACUCGAUUUGGGCGAAUUGGGACCAGGUAAUCAUAACUUGGGCAGCACUGAUUGUGCUACAGGGUAUUGAGGGAGGUACUGGUGAGCCUGACGAUCUUGAAAGCAUACAAAUCCAUCUUGGUAUGCUCAAACAGAUGGCCGGGCCAAAACCCAGUCUCCGCGACAUCCUUGUCGCCCGGUUAGAAUCGAGUCUCGCGGACGCUCAAAUUCCCCCUGCAAACAUGGCACAGCAUGCAUAUGGAGAUCUCACAAUGAUGAGCUCAACUGAGCCGUCGUGGCAGAUCUUUGACCAGUCCAGCCUGGAACACAUGAUGUACUCGGACUGGACGGGCUAG
Molecule: messenger RNA, 1701 nt
Organism: Aspergillus calidoustus
Lineage: Eukaryota; Fungi; Ascomycota; Eurotiomycetes; Eurotiales; Aspergillaceae
Source: the annotation of a GenBank genome assembly